CCGCUUUCAGACCAGAGUCGACAUGGAGAGAAGAUUCGCUGUGACUUUCCUUCUUCUGCUGCAUCUUCUGAGCGUCAACUGCAUCUCCAGUCAGAAAACUACAGUCUCCUGGUGCGUGCUGUCGGACGCCGAGGAGCAGAAGUGCCUGGACUUAGCCGGCAAUGCCACGGCCAGGAAUGUGAGGGGAUCGCUGGCGUGUGUCCGUGGCGUGAGCACCAGAGACUGCAUGGAGAAAAUCAAGAACGGCACAGCAGAUGCAGCUUCGAUGUUUGCAGAUGAUAUCUACGCUGCGGGUCUCUGCCAUGGCCUGGCGCUUGCAGCAGGAGAGUCUCAUAAUGGAGUAGAUGGAAUCAGCUACUACGUGGUGGCAAUGGCCCGCCGCUCCUCUUCAGACCUGUCCUUGCUGGAGAUGCACGAGCGCAGCUCCUGUCACCCCGGCGUCCGUACCACGGUGGGCUGGACGGUUCCCAUCGGCUACUUGGUUAACACAUCCCAAAUCAGCGUAGGAGAGCAGUGCAAUUUCCCCAAAGCGGUGGGGAACUUUUUUGGUUACAGCUGUGUGCCCGGCAUUAAGGAUUCUCUGCACGAUCCCCGAGGCAACAACCCGAAGAACCUCUGUGAAGCAUGUAUAGGAGAUGAGAACGACAGACACAUCUGUGCCAACAAUCACAGGGAGAGACAUUACGGAGAGGCAGGGGCCCUGAGGUGUGUUGCUGAGAACCUCGGUGAUGUUGCGUUUGUCAAACACACAACAGUCUUUGACAAUUCGGAUGGCAAGAAUCAGGAAUCCUGGGCCUUGGACUUGGAGCUGGAGGACCUUAAGCUGCUGUGUCCAGAUGGGACAGAGGCAGGUCUGGACGAGUAUCUGCGAUGCCACCUGUCAGCUGUCCCCGCCAAUGGCGUUGUGGUGCGAGUGGAGGAUAAGUGCCGCGUCUGGAAAUACCUGGAGCGUUUACAGAAUGUGUUUGGCAACGCCACCGAGGGCUUCAGCCUGUUCAGCUCGGCAGGCUACGGCCAAUCCGAUCUGCUGUUCAGCGACGCUACCCACCACCUGCAGAGAGUUCUGGGUAGCUACACCUCUUGGCUGGGCCCCAGUUACACCACCAUACUGCAGGCCUUCGAGUGUGAGGGCUUCUGCUGAUGGAAGAGGGGGAAGAUACCCAGCGCAUCAACUUCCACCCCGUCCUGCUGUCUCCCUGCUAGUGUUCUGCCUUCCCGCCCUGCCAUCUGUGUCCCUCUGCUUUAACACUAUUUUCAUUUUUUUUUCUAUUGCUUUGUGUUUUAUAUUUGUUUUGUUCCUGAAUCUCACCACCCAUCUCUCUCACUUUAGUCAAUGUCCUUCACUAACUUGCUGUGUUGUCCAGCAUAGCAGCUGUGAGGAAAGCCAACAUCGGGCUAAUCAACUUUUAAAAACUCUGUAAAACAAGAUGGGGGUGGGAGGGAAAGGGGUAGAAAAUAUGACAUAAUUGGGUAAAAUACAUAAUAAUAAUGUAGAAUAUAAUAGUUUUGGUACCCGUGGUAAUUACAGAUGAUCUCUGUUUAUGUUUUAAAUCAAACUUUCAAACAGUGACCCAUGAGUUUGACCUUCAGAAAUCAUCUGAACACCACAAAAACAUCCUGCUAACUGUUUCACUCCUGUGUGUCUGUUGGGGAAUUGCAUCCUUCUUAGUCCAAAGCUUCAGGACCGCCACCCUCUCACCUCCUCCUCACAGGGUCCGUCUCUGGCACUGAACAACUGGGUGCUAUUAACGUUGACAUUAGGAGUCUCAGUUACUGUAUCAGUGUGUGUGUGCGUGCACGCGUGUGCGUGUGUGUGUGCUUGGGAGAAGCAUGCACGCUUUCCCACAGCCACUAUUGCCCUAAUUGGCGAUAUGGUGUGUUUUAUAUCGCUGGUGUGUGAUAGAAGAAAUGCGUGUGCACGUGUGUGUUUAUGUGUAGCUGUUGGUAGGGUUGCUUCUCUCCCAUGGCUUGUGUAGCUCGCCAUUUUGGAUCAGUGCUUUCUCACGUCUGGCAUGGUGGGCCUCACCGUGCCAGCACACUGUGUAUUGUAACGCUAUGCAAUUUGGAGGAAGAUCGUUGAGGCUUGCGUCGCUUCUAUUGCCCCCAUAGGGAUUCUUGACUGAAAUAAAUUUCUUCAUUACUUCACAUCAUCAAGAUUUCCACACUUUUACUCUUCAAAAUGUGCCUGCUUGUUUUUCUUUUUCUUUUUUUUUUUUUGUCCACAAAAAAUGUACAAUUCCAUUCAAAAUUAUGAAGCCCUUCAAGCUUUUCCACAUUCUGAUAAAAGGUUGCCCACAAACUUCAGUGGAUUUUAUUGGGUUCUUAAGAGAAAAACCAAUAAAAUCACUGCCUAUUUAUGAAGUGGAAGGAAAGUGAAACAAACAAACAAAACAAAACAGUUAUAAACAAGUAUAUUGCCCGGGUAUAUUGAACUUCCUGCCGUUCUUCUUUUCAACAUAGCUGAACCACAGUCAGACGAAAAGGAAUGCAUCUGUGAACAGCAAUUUUUAGGUUUUGCUUCAGAAUCCCAGUGGGAUUUAGGAUUGGAAUGUCAAGGUUAUUGUCCUGUUAAAAGGUCAACAUCUGUCAUUCCCAAGUCUUUUAGAGCUCUCAACAUGUUUCUUCACUCAUGGCGCCACCUUCAGAGAGUGGCACAAAUUCUUUAAACAAGAAAGUCGUCCAUAGUUGUUGCACCUUGAAACCAGAUUUUCUUUCCUCAUGACUAGUUGGUCGGUGGGGAGAUUGUGCCUCCCAAUCAGUUUUUCUGAUUGGGAGGCACAAAAACACUUGUGCAACAACCAGAAUGAUCACCUUUAGACUUUGACCGGCUUUCCUGUCGCAUCUCCAUGAAGUCACACCGCCACCACCAUGCUUCACAGGAGAGAUGACAUUUUAAGGUGCAAUGUUGGUUUUCCAACAUACAUUUUGUUUUACAAGUUGGGCAAAAAGUUGAUGUAUCUGACAAGAAAACCACCUCAUUGCAGAACAACCGAAAUUGGUUAAUUAUAAAUGAUUAAUAGAAUUGUGUUGAGUAGAAGAGACAAAAAUUGGUGCCACAUAUUUUGAAUUUAUAUAGUCUCUGCCAUAUAAACCUAAAAUAAACUGAAGUUUGUCAUUGCACUAUAAUAAAACAAGCAAAAGUUUAAGAGGUAUGAGUAAUUUGUAGCUGAAUGUUAGAAAGAGCCACUCACACGAUUGCACUCUCGGCUGGGUUUGUCACUCAACAUUAGUCGGUUUAGGUCUUUUUGGUAAUCAUUUAUGAUUCUGGUUACAGGGGAAAGUCAGAUAAGUUUGGCAACUACAGAUAAAAUCACUUACCACGUUAUAGCUGCUUGAUCCUCUGUCUCCUCUUCUACAAAAGUCGGAAUGGUCAAUAAAUUUCAGCCUUUUAAGAGUCACUUGCUUUUGUUUCCCCCACCGCUUCCGACAUAAACUGGACGAAGUCCUUCUCAUCAGAUUGGGCUUUUUGAAUGCUUGCAUGAAGCAUCCAGAGUUGGUCCAUUGGCAGGACUUUGAAAGAGCUCUAUUUUUCUUUCAACUUGGGUAUGUAUUGUUGGUGCUUUUCUUGACACUGCUUUAAACACGGCUUAAUGUAAAUAAGUCAUCUGUGCCUGAAUGUGUAGAGCUGCAAACGUUCCCUUUUUUCAAUCAAUUAAACAAUGAAGAAAAAAUAAUU
This is a messenger RNA of Poeciliopsis prolifica (blackstripe livebearer), 3676 nucleotides long. It is a transcript of the gene otomp, whose product is annotated as otolith matrix protein. The coding region runs from base 23 to 1141 and encodes 372 amino acids. The transcript is spliced from 9 exons. Lineage: Eukaryota; Metazoa; Chordata; Actinopteri; Cyprinodontiformes; Poeciliidae. The record is from RefSeq and is a predicted model, not a curated record. Gene Ontology annotation, cellular component: plasma membrane; recycling endosome; early endosome. Gene Ontology annotation, biological process: iron ion transport.